AUGGCGCUAAACAAGACGGCCUCAAAAAACGACCCUGCGUCUACCCGGCCACGACUCCAAGCCAUUAACCAGGACUUCUCCGACCUGGACGAACAGAUUUGCCAAGCUGCGCAAAUUAUCGGCCUUCCGGAGAACUGGAGCGCCAUACAAGAACAGGAGGAAAAGGCAGAGAUCAUACGACGACUCGUGCGCGCAAGAGCAGAAUGGGUGUUGCGAUGGGUACUCGACAAGCUGAAGGAUGACGCGGAGAUCGGACGCACAGCUCGAGGGAAUGUGACUGCAUGGCAGCUUCUAGACUGGAUGAUUCACGUUCUUCCCGUGUCAAGAAGCGCCCCGCAUUUGCGAGAUGCCAGCUUCCCUAGCAUACUAGAGAAGACGCUGGUCGAGAACUUUGACAAGGAAAUGACUCUGUUGCCGACGGCCGAGUCUGAGGAUGUUCAUAUGAAGGAUGAUUCCGAGUCGAGUGAGACUGUUCGGGAAGGAACCAAACCAUCCAAGAAACGGAAGCGUGGAACAGCCGAGAAGCCACAUUCGACAUCGGCUACACUUGGACCAGUCAACCGCAGCCACCUCUUCCGUGUGGUUAGAUUGGUUGUGGAAUCUAUUGUGAAGUUAGCCGCGGGGGGCAAUGACGACGACAUUACACAAGCCGAGCUCAUGAAGAUGGUCUUGAGGACCGAGAGCACACAAGCUUCGCGCAUAUUGAGAUUCUGGCUUACGGCUGUUUACCAAAUUGCGGACACCAUGUCACAGUCGAAUACCCAGGGUUCUCAGGUAGAUGACCUGAUCGACCUGCCUCUUAUAAUUGAGAUUUGGGAUUUGCGGACAGCCGACACCAAGGAUGAGACAGGAGCCUCUGCCGAAGAGUUCAACACCGAGUGUCUUGUACCUACACUCACCCUCCUUGAGCAGCUGAAAAGCUUGCGAGAUGGAGUGUUACCACAAUUCUCUGCAUGUGCGAUUCACCGCGCAACUGCAACACUCGACAAACUUCUCGCAAGACACCUACUCGCACCCUCAAGGGCUGCUUUCUUCUCUGGCACUGAUUCCACCGUUCCGGCCCCAAGUAUGCGAGAUUCGACUGUUUUGGAAAGUAAUCUGGAACCGCUUCGCGCAAAACUUUUAUCAGCUGCCCAGAUCGAGGAUGGUGGAGAUACCUUACCAAAUGACCUAGCGUCCCUGUUUAACGCAGUUCCGCACAUCCUAGAUUUGGCUAUCCGUGUAUCACCCUCACGGACACCCAAGAGCAGGUCGAUGGAAAAGCCAUGGCUACAAGCCACAUUUUCCGCACUUGCAGGAUGCGCGGGAUGUUCAAUAACCACACCACCCGAGUUCAUCACUCGGCAGACCGCUGUUGCUGGGCUCAGCGGUGCUCUUCGUGUUCUGCAAGUGCACCAAGUGGGCCUGACGCCUGAUCUUGUCAGGAAAAUCUUCUGGUACCACUGUGGUGUCAAGUAUCCCGAACGUCAAGAGCGACAAGUACAUUGGCUAUUGAUCGCGGCUCUAAUCGAGUUGGAAGCAUCGGUGUUUGUCACAGAGCAAAAAGCAAAUGCCAAGCUCUCGCAGGAGCAGCACACUAAUCUAGCCGAGUUCAUUUUUGAGAGCAUAUCGCUUGUAGAGUUGGAGGGUUCAGGCUUUCCAGAUGCUGAGAAUGAAAGCCGCACUCUUACAAGCAGAGCUACGAUCUUGGACAAAAUUAUCAAACCACUCAUGUCCGCCUUUGUGCGCAACAGAAACUUGCUAGGCUUUAUUCAAAAGUGGGACGACCAGUUAGUCCAGAGCUACAGGCAUGGCAAGCGAAAGGCGCUCACAGAACGACAAGACAUCGUCUGGGAAGACCGUGCCUUACACAGUGCCUUGGCGGAGGUCUUCGAGCAAUCUUUGACCCAAGGUCAAAUCACAACGCUGUUUCAAGAGCAUCGAACCCGCUUAGCCAAGUUUGGCCGUGCAAUCGAGACUGCCUCUAAAGAAGACGUCAAAAUUAGGAAGCUCGCUGCAUACAAGAAUGCAGUGAGUAGUGCAAUCCUACUACCGGCACUCCUUCAGUCGGUCCAGUCCGAUACAAUGGUUGAAGCCCUGCAGCCUGAUCUUCAUGCAUUGCUCCUGACCUAUGCCACAUGGGUUCAAGAAGAUACUUACGCCAAGUAUACGCAACUCCAGCUCUCUUGGUUCACGCUGUGCCAACUUCUAGCAAAGCUUUGGCCAAUCGAGCUGCACAAUUUCUUGGACCUACAACAGGAGUUGCUACACCCGCUCCUAAAGCAAGCUAUCAAAGACAUCUCCACAGGCCAUAGAGACAACGGACAUCGUAUCGGCACUCCUGCACAGGCGGCCGCGAUAGUGUUUUGGCUCAAUACAUGUGACCAACUACAGACGGUGCCUGGCUCGGAAGAAAUCAUCCGCGAUGGCUUGGGCGCGGUCAUUUCAACCUUUGCUUCAACGCAGUUGGAGCCAGAUGAACAUAUGAAGAUGGUAGAAUUAUUCUGUGCCUACUCAGUCAAACUACUCGAACAUAUGGAUGCCGGUGCAUGCCGUGAAUCACUGUGUGCUAUUCUGUCAAAGUUUGAGUACUUUGGGGAAUCGACCAGUGAUCUCAUUUGUAGAUCACUCUCACAGUCCAUCAUUCAGCAUGGGAACUCGUUAAUACAACAGGCAUAUUCUGCGGCUCUUCUACAGACUCUAGGGCAAGAGGGCACGGGAACCAUCCAUCCCAUGGUUCUAGGAGCCGUCCUUCACAUUCGACCCGCGGCUCUAUCCCGUGAACAGAGACAAUCGAUACUGGACCGCACGGCCGAUCUUCUCAACUCUGGACGAGCCACUGCAACAGGACUACUGAGCGUCUUUGCACAUCUCCAACAAGUACCGAACGCUACUGCAAAAAUAACCGUCGAUCCUAGCAUCAUCUUCAGCAUCGCUGACCAGCUAUGUCAACAGAAUGCUGAAAGUGAUUCAGCGUUGCAGCUGCUUCGGGAACUUGUUCAAAGGACACUCGGUCAUAUAAUUCCUAAUCAGAGUCAGGCCCAAAACAAGGAAUUCUUCAUCGAGUUCUCUGGAAAGCUUCUCUCCAUAACCAAAGCGACCGAUCAAAUCUCGUUAGCUAGGCUCUCUAUUCUCCGAGCGACUUCAUUGGCUCAGAAGCAGAACUCGUUGCUUCAUAUUGAACGUUACAUCGACCUUCUCAAGGAACUGCUUCGCGGUGAGGACAUUGCGCUCCUCCAAGGAGCUUUGGAUGCUUUCAACGAGUUAUCGAUACCGGUAGUGAAAGAGGUAAAGCUCUUCAGUCGCCUUCAGACCCAUUUGCGUACCUGGAUGGCGGAUGCCGUAGACCUCAACGAUUACCAGGGUUCCAUGAUUCGCAUUCCGGUCGAGGUUAUCGAAUACGUCGCACGUGUAUAUACUCUGGUCACCAAAUUUGAGCUCUACCAAGACAUAAAAUGGCUGAUCCGCUUGACGCUUACGGUCCUUCGAGGCAGCCCGACCCAUGUGCAAGACUCUGUGUACAAGUCCCUCAGGGAAGUAAUCGAGCCGCUCCCCUGUUACGAGAAGUUGGAUUUGGUAUCCACGUUGGCAGUAGACCAACAGCCACCGAAUGUUGCCGCAUCGUACCGCAUCCUUAGCGAUCUAAUCAAUUCUAUGGACGACAAGCUGGAAGACAACGCUGAGUUGACGCAAAAGCAACUCGCACUACUACCCAGGAUCUGCGUUUUACUUGCGGAGAGCCCUGAUUUUGAGUCGUUCAAUGCCCUCCUCGACUGCGUCGAUACCAUUUUGAACGACAAACCUUUGCUUGCGUCACAAUACGGUGUCGAAUGUGUGUUCAGCAUACUCGUCAAGCUCACAUCUCGAAAUAGCCCCGCGCUAACAUCACAAUACGCUUCCGAAAUCUUCACCCGGUUGUGCCACACGAGUCGCUUAAUUCUGCUUGUGCACCGCGGCCGUCUGGGUGGCCGCUUCCACCUGCUUCUACCGCUUCUACAGGGACUUCUGUUCUGUCUGUUCAUUCCCAAUGCCAGCCGCAGCGGCGCUCUGCCAACCUGGUUACGCAGAACAACUGCCACACAGCAAGUACAUCUCACGCCCACUAACGCAACACAAUUUUCGCGCCUGCUCUCUACCCUUUGCAACCCACCACAGUCAUCAAUCACAAAAGCGCAUCAACACCAUCAAUCCCGCAAAUCCAAAGACCUCAACGAUCCCAUCAAAGCAGCACGCGAAAAGGCUAGCAACUUCUUGUACCCGCUUCUUGCAUCCUUCUGUCGCUACCAACUCAAUGGAAGACUUGACCAAGAAGUGAGGGAGAGACUUAUGAUUGGCAUCUUUGAAAUUGUCGGAACGGCAAGCUUACAUCGAGAGAGCUUGGAUGCGAUGUUUGCAGGUCUGGGUCGGAGUGAAAGGGACGUCUGGAAGGGUCUCUGGGAAGAAUGGGAAAGCGUACAUGGGAGGAGACAGGUUGUUGGUCAUGGAGAGUGA
Molecule: messenger RNA, 4470 nt
Organism: Pyrenophora tritici-repentis Pt-1C-BFP
Lineage: Eukaryota; Fungi; Ascomycota; Dothideomycetes; Pleosporales; Pleosporaceae
Product: Urb2 domain containing protein
Biological process (GO): ribosome biogenesis
Cellular component (GO): nucleolus
Source: RefSeq, a predicted model, not a curated record